Messenger RNA from Musa acuminata AAA Group (dessert banana), 615 nucleotides. RefSeq lists its product as uncharacterized. The transcript has a single exon. The record is from RefSeq and is a predicted model, not a curated record. Bases 1 to 615 code for a protein of 204 amino acids. Lineage: Eukaryota; Viridiplantae; Streptophyta; Magnoliopsida; Zingiberales; Musaceae. Gene Ontology annotation, biological process: root development; shoot system development.
AUGGCUGAAUCCGCUUCAGCAGCAAACCAGCCUUGCCAUACCCGCUCCAUCAGCUUGCCCUCGAGAUCUCACCCUGCUGCACUCAGGGUAGAAGAAGAGCUGCACAAGUUAACAUCUUCUAUGGCUUCACCCUCUUCGACGCCGGAGAAGAUGUGUGACGGGUUGAGGAGGCUCGAAGGCGUGUACGAGUCCGUCAACCGGCAGAUCCUCAUCCAUCCACCGCAAAGGAGAUGGGCGGAAGGAGAAACGGAUGGGUGUAUCAGAUUGUUGGACGUGUGCAGCGCAGUGAAGGAUCGCUUGACUGCCAUGAGAGAGCACAUCCGAGAUCUUCAGCUGGCUCUUAGAAAGAAGGACGAGGCAGCGAUCGUGCGGGAGGAACGCGGAGCAGGAGUUGUGGAAUUGCUUCAGGUCAGGUCAUUGAAGCGCACGGAGGACAAACGGAUGGAUGAACAUGACCACCUGCCGACGGCGAUUAGGGUCUUGAUGGAAGCGAAGGUGAUCACCAUUGCUCUCCUCCGGCUGGUGUCGUCUUUCUUGUCGAUGCAGACAAGGCGGCCAAGGUCAAGCAGGUGGUCGUUUGUCUCCAAGGCGUUGACCAAGAGGAAGGAAGUCUAG